This is a messenger RNA of Aphanomyces astaci, 582 nucleotides long. RefSeq lists its product as hypothetical. The record is from RefSeq and is a predicted model, not a curated record. The transcript has 3 exons. Lineage: Eukaryota; Oomycota; Saprolegniomycetes; Saprolegniales; Verrucalvaceae. The coding region runs from base 1 to 582 and encodes 193 amino acids.
AUGCCUCUGCGAGUGAAGUUGCUGGAUCCGACGGUUACCCUUGCCGGCCAUGGGGUUGUGUCAGACUCAGCAUUUCCUGUGUCUGGGAACGUGCACUUCCAUCGCAUCAAGCAUCAUUUGGACUUCUUGGACAAGUUCGUCGCGGACACGAACAAGAAGUCACAUUACACCAAUGUGCACUUCACCAAGAACCCAUCGAUUGCCCCGUACCGUCCGAGCAUGUUCGCGGAUAUGUGUGACGACAACCACGACGAGUACACACGGCGCACUGGCAUAGUGCUCCACUCGUCUCCGCAUUUUGAACGUCCCACACAAUCUUCUGUUUUUGACUUGAUGCGUGAGCAUAAUAUCUCGAAUGAUGUUGCUAUCAUUCUCAUGUUGGACUCCGUUGUCAAGAAGCGUGGUGGGGAUGUCCGUCAGCUCUUUGUGCACCAUGCUCUGCGUUGUGCCACGGAACAAGAAGCGAUGGAAAGCCAAAAUGAGGAAGUGGCGCCGCCCGUUACAACGAAGUCAUUGACGUCCAAACAAAAGGCAGCCAAGCGCAAUGUGGCGGCAGCGGCGAAGCGUAGCAGCAAGAAGUAG